Zymoseptoria tritici IPO323 is the source of this 649-nucleotide messenger RNA. RefSeq lists its product as uncharacterized. Lineage: Eukaryota; Fungi; Ascomycota; Dothideomycetes; Mycosphaerellales; Mycosphaerellaceae. The record is from RefSeq and is a predicted model, not a curated record. Gene Ontology annotation, biological process: mycotoxin biosynthetic process. The transcript has 3 exons. Bases 20 to 385 code for a protein of 121 amino acids.
ACUUUGGGGCUCCCAGUACAUGGAUUACAUCCUCCACGAUCACGAUGGCACUGUGGGUGGAUUCCUGGGAGGAUUCGACGUGUUCCACUCUCUGCACUGUCUGAACGAAUUGCGCAAAAAGCUCAGUAAUUCGAAUAAUUACUACACGAAACUCCGAGGAAAACUUCACGACAUGCACUGUAUCAACCACCUCCGCCAGGCCCUACAGUGCGCCAGCGUGGCGAGCAUAAUUCCGUCACUUUACAGACCGACGCUCGGCAAUCAGUACAGUGACGCUGGUCAGCCACAUGUGUGUCGAGAUAUUGGGGCCAUUCACAACUACACUCGCAAGAGAGUUGCUGAUUCGGGCACAUCCGUGAUGGAAUGGCGAAACAUUGUCUAUUGAUGGAACUUGCGGGUGCGCGGGUUUGCGGGCUUGCAAUACUACGUAAGGCCAAAGUGUCGACUUGGUCCUGCGGAUGUUUGCUCUCAACGAUCCUCAAUUUGAGUUCAGCACGACCGAUCUUUUGAGCGACAGCAAUCUUCCCAACCACUCAACACUGGUCGCUCGAGGGUCCGUCCAAUGAAUCAUGGCAACAGGAAGUGAUCACCGUACUCUGUAUACCUGGCACAAAAGAGACAGUGUCUCUAGAACUCAGCAUGCCAAUUC